Colletotrichum lupini is the source of this 1221-nucleotide messenger RNA. RefSeq lists its product as uncharacterized. Gene Ontology annotation, biological process: regulation of transcription by RNA polymerase II. The record is from RefSeq and is a predicted model, not a curated record. Gene Ontology annotation, cellular component: nucleus. Lineage: Eukaryota; Fungi; Ascomycota; Sordariomycetes; Glomerellales; Glomerellaceae. The transcript has a single exon. Bases 1 to 1221 code for a protein of 406 amino acids.
AUGGGCUCCGCUGCCUCCAAUGCCACCGUCGCGACACAUUACUCCCAAGCUUCGCAGUCCCCUUCCACUCAGCAAUGCGCGCCUCAAGCAGCCCCUGGAGGCGUGCCCCAGGUAGCAAGCGCUCAGACGGGAUGGGGUCCAGGGCGCUUCAACUUUUACUGGUGCACCUCAUGCGAAACGAGAUUCAAGCGCAAGUACGACUGGAAGCGUCAUGAGGAGGAGUUCCAUGAGCGUUGGAAGAAGUAUCCUUGCCCUGAGCCUGGCUGCAACAGGAGCUUCUGGGGAGCCAACACAUUCAACCAGCACCACAAGGCUUCGCAUGGCUGCAAGUCUUGCCCGCACUCUGAAAAGGUUGUCAAGUACUUGAAGAGGAGAAAGUACUGGGCUUGUGGCUUCUGUUCGGCCCUGCACCCUUCGAGGGAACGUCACGUCGAACACGUCGCCAGACACUUCGAGUCAGGAAAGACAAAGUCGGAUUGGAUGCACUCGAGAGUCAUCUAUGGUCUCCUGCAUCAGCCCCUGAUCCACGAGGCCUGGAAAGAUGUGCUGAUGUCCAAGGCCAAUGAGUUCCAGGGCCGUCAGCCAAACUUCAGCUGGAAUCCUACACAGACUGGUCGAGCGCAGGGUUUCAUGGAGAAUGAGAGCCCAGGCCAACUCCAAGAUCUGCUCGAAUUCUUCUCUGGAUCCAGCUCCGAGGCCGAGUCUAUCGUCUUGAUUGCCUACAAGCUGGCGGAUCUCGUUUACCUACCCGUUCCGGCCUCGCCGCCAAUGCAGUAUUCUCAAUGCUACGCACCUCCUGCUGCUCUUCCCCAACAAUACCCCCCUCAGCCUCUCCUUCCUCCUCCAUCGAUACCCUCCCAGACUCUUCCGACUCAGUCCUCUCAACCCCCAGUAUUAGCAUCACAGGAUUCAUCACCCUCACCGUACAUGGAACAUAUGAGGGCCCAGUCAAUGAUGCCGCAGCCUUUGUUCCACACCCAACAGCCGCGCGCGCACACGGAACCUCUUCGCCGUGCAUCACUGGACAGAGAGCUUCCGCCGCCACCACAAGAAAACCAGCCGAUGAACUUCCAAUUUAUGCCUGAAAAUAUGGUCACAUUUGAAGACUGGGAGAGUUUCUCCAGCACAGUCGUCGACGAAAAUGCACCACAACCCACGCCAAUGACAACAGAUUGGCCGCUGGUGCCUGUACAAUAUUACAAUGCCCCUGUAGGGCCAUGA